This is a messenger RNA of Chara braunii, 1045 nucleotides long. The record is from the annotation of a GenBank genome assembly. NCBI's taxonomy places the organism in Eukaryota, Viridiplantae, Streptophyta, Charophyceae, Charales, Characeae.
GGCCAAGUGAGCACAGUGGUGGCACGCUUACGUAGCACUCAGCUUCUGCCUCCUCGAAGUCGUCUUCCAUUGGGCGGAGCCUGCUGACAGAAGCGAGGAGGACGAGAUUCCGGACGACGAGGUGGAGUUAUUGGUCAUCCAAGCCUGGAGGACAUGGAGGGAGAGCUUCUGGGGAUCCUGUUCGGGGAAGUACCCGACGGCUACCUGGAUUCGAUCACAGACGAAGUGGUGGUGUUCUUGACCCAACUGUUGGACGAUCUACCUUUGGAGAUCCUCUUGCGCUGCGACGAAAGGCCCGGGACUGCCACACUCGCCCGUACCUUAGACCCCCAUCUCUUGUGGUCUACGUGCACGGAGCUCGACGGGGAUCAUUGCUAUUAUCCCUUCGAAGGCGCUUACCUGGUCAUCGACGUCACUGAUCUCUCCUUCUGGGAUCCUCUCAUCCGGCGAGUGAACGUAGGAGAAACCAGCGAGGAAGCCAAAGAAGAGGAAGAAGAAGCAGUAGAGGAAGAGAUCGAGGAGGACGAUCAUCUUCAGUACAAGGAAGGAGAGGAAACGCCAGAAGAAGACGAAUCGGAGGCUGAGUCGGACGAUUCCGACUAUCACGAAUCGGAGGACACCGAGUCAGAAGAGGCCAGCUCGGAACAGGAGGAGACCGAGGAAGAAGAGGGCAUAUCGGGUGAGUCGAGUGGUCCCGAUGAACAGAGCAGGGAAGAGAGAGAGGUCGUGGCACAAAGAAGACGGGCAGCGGCAGAAGGCAAGCAGCCGAUCGAGGAAUCAGGAGGACCACCGCCGCAACUGCUACAGGGUGAUCCCGCGCUCAAUCCGGAACUGCCACAAGAAGAGGCCGAGAGAAAUGGAGGCACCACGACAGAGGGAUCGGGAAGCCGGCGCCGCCGAAGAAGUGAAUCCCCAGCCCAAUCCUCUCCCCGGCCCAGCCUUCGCCUACGUCGAGAUGCGGGCGCUCGGGCUUCGUCCCCGAUCAUUAUCUCGCCGUCCCGGUGACUUCCUCACUCUUCGGCAGCUCAUACGCUGACCCCCAUUC